This is a messenger RNA of Myripristis murdjan (pinecone soldierfish), 2263 nucleotides long. It is a transcript of the gene jtb, whose product is annotated as jumping translocation breakpoint. The coding region runs from base 629 to 1081 and encodes 150 amino acids. The transcript is spliced from 6 exons. The record is from RefSeq and is a predicted model, not a curated record. Lineage: Eukaryota; Metazoa; Chordata; Actinopteri; Holocentriformes; Holocentridae. Gene Ontology annotation, biological process: mitotic cytokinesis. Gene Ontology annotation, cellular component: midbody; centrosome; membrane.
GGACACACACACACACACACACACACACACACACACACACACACACACACACACACAGCAGUCACGUGAUUAGCUUCCUUGGCUAACAUGCUAAAGGCAGCGCUGUUCAGUUCAGCUCUUCUUGUGUUAGCCCGCUGCUAACAGCAAGCUAGCUCACCGACACGGUAAACAGCAGCUGUUUGUUCGGUUUAGAGCUCCGUCCAGGUGGCCUCGCUCCUCCCUGCUCCCGCAGACCCGCUCUGCGCCCGCAGGAACCCGCAGGAACCCCGCAGGAACCCGCAGGUUCAGUCAGUUCUCCCUGAAGUCAGAACAGAAAGUCAGUUCUCCCUGCCGAGCCUCAGGUUUGUUUCUGAACAGCCGGGAUCACAAUGUGAAGCAGAGCUGCACUACUCGGUGACAGAGGACUCACUCCCUCCUCUGACUGCUGCACCGGCUGCUGGGCGGACCGAGACGCCGCCCGCAGACCCUGAGCUGACCCGGGAUCAGACGGACGGCAGACGAGCCGCUGGACGAGUCGGUCGGUCAGUAAAGCGAUCAAUAACCGGUCGAUAAUCGGUGAGCGGUGAGCGGGCCAGCAGGCGGUCAGCAGGCGGUCAGCGUGGCGGCGGGCCGGGGGCGGAGCCGGGUGAUGGACAGCGAGUGCCGGCUGCCGGUGGGCUGCUGCAGGCCGCGGGCGCUCGCCCUGCACGCCCUCUUCUGGGGGCUGGUCUCCCUCAGGGUGUUUGGAGCGUCUCUGCUCAGUGAGGAGAAGACAGCAGCCUCCAGGCCGGUGGUCAGUGCCUGCUGGAUGAUGGAGGACUUCGUGGUGACGUCAGAGUGCUCACGCUGCACCCCCUUCCAGUCGAGGUCGUGGGCGGUCUGCGCUCCAACCGGCUUCAUUGAGAAGGUGAACUGCACCAAGUCCAGCAGGGACGAGUUCAAGAGCUGUCGCUCUGCGGUGACGGAGGAACAUCUGUUCUGGAAGUUCGAGGCGGCCAUGUUGGCUCUGACCGUCCUCUUCGCCCUGCUGGUGGUUGCCCGGCAACGCUCGCUGGACCGACUGGCUUCUGAGAAAGUCCGCCGGCAGAUCGAGUCCAUAUAGACACACACUGACCUGACACACACACACACACACACACACACACACACACACACACACACACACACUCACUCUCACAGCCACACUUUCACACUCACACGCAGUCUUACACACACACACACACACACACACACACACACACACACACACACACACACACACACACACACACACACACCAGCUGGGGGAUGUGGACAGUCUUUGCCUCUCUGGUUUUGCGUCCCCACGCUCUUCACAGGAAGUGGAAACUGGAGCAGCUGAGGCACAAAAUGGCGUCGCAGGGUGUUUGUACUGUACACAGCACUGACUGGAGCAAACCUGAUCAAACUGGACUGAACCGGUUUGAAGUGGGCGGGGUCCCAGACGCUGUGUUCAGGUCCCGUCAGCGGAGGUGGAAAAACGGCGGCGUGCUGCUGCCGCUCGUUCCCCACCGGAGGGAACGCCUGGAUCCAAAAUGGCGGCUUGUUGCUUGGAACUCCAUAAAGUUAAACCACACAGGAAGUGCAACAGACGGCGCCGGCUCUUCUUCUGCAGUGUGAAUAAAAAUGAAAGACGACUGGAGACAAACUGCUGCGCCGUUCAUGAUCCUAAUGUGUGUGUGUGUGUGUGUGUGUGUGUGUGUGUGUGUGUGUGUGUGUGUGUGUGUGUGUGACUUCUUUAAUCAGGAGGGAAUAAAUGAGCUCGCUCUCCUGCUGCUCUCCAUUUGUUUUGUUCGUUUCUGCACAAAAACAUGAAGAACAAAUGAAACUUGUUUUUAUUUUUCUGAAACCUGCAGCAAAUAAAAAAAAAACAAAAACCACCUGAACUUAAACGUCCCGCAGGACGUUCAGCGCCCGCUGGCGACAUCUAGUGGCCACACCUCGCAACUGUUUUCCCAUUUUAUCAUAAUUAUUGUUCUUUUUGUGUUAAAUGGCUCCUCUGGGUCGCUCUGGGACUCGGCUGCAUCCUGCUGAGCGAACCGUCACAGGAGGUUCAUCAGUUUGAGCUGUGAAUCUGACUGAACCUGAAACGAGGCUGAAACCUGACGAGCUCUCAUGUUCAGCCUCAGCAACCUGAAACUGAACGAGCUGAGAAACAGCAGGACGGCCAGGAAAAUGAGUUUAAAAAAAAAAAUACAAAACUAAAAAUGUUCUGAUGUUUCUCCUUAAAUACAAACAGUUUUAUUUUUUAGCCACGAAACUACAA